AUGGCAGCUUACGCAGCUCUAAUUUCUGUUAUGAAUAUCAUAGAGCAGAUCAAGCUUCAUCCUCACCCUCCAAUUUCUCUCGACCAAAUUCAGAUUGAACCUCUCGUUAAAAACGUGACUUUCUUUCUCGACUUUCUUGAAUGUUAUUCCCAGUUAAUUAGCAGCAAAGACACAUACCACUUAUUGGAGAGUCGGAUUGCAAACGCAACUUAUGCGGUCCAAGACAUAAUCGAAUCCCACAUAGUCGAUCAAAUCCACGGGGCAAACAUCGCUUCGGAUAAAGAAUUCUAUAACUGUCUAAAGGAAGUGAUACAAGAAAUGGAUUUUAUCAAGAAAGAAGUGAUGCAGAUGAAAGAGAAUAACAUGGGAUUAUUUCUCCAUAAAGAUUCAUCGACGGUUGAUAUUGGCCCGUUAAGAUCUCGUUUAACGGGACAAAAUGCAACCGUGGGAUUCGAUGACGUCAUGGAAGAGAUGAUGGAUAUGCUGACCGGACGACAAUCCACUCGCCAGAUCAUUCCAAUUGUAGGUAUGGGCGGCAUCGGUAAGACUACGCUUGCUCGAAAUCUUUACGUGAGUCGACUUAUAGUUAGACACUUUGAUAUGCUUGCUUGGGCUACAAUAUCUCAAGAGUAUAGUAUGAAAGGAAUCCUUUUAGAGAUUCUUCUUUGUAUUAAAAGCCAAGAGAGUAAGGAAACUUAUAGUGCAAUGAGGGAAGAUGAAUUAGGCCUUGUGUUGCAUAAAACUUUAAUAGGUAGAAGGUAUUUGAUUAUAAUGGACGACAUGUGGAGUAUCGAGGCGUGGGAAUUGGUUAAGUUCUUCUUUCCGGAUAACAAUAACGGAAGUCGAAUAAUUGUAACCACUAGGCUAAGAAUUGUGGCUUCUCAAUUAACCGACUCUCGUGGCAUUGAGAUGAGUUUUCUAGACGACCAUCACAGUUGGAACCUACUUUGCCGGAAUGUUUUUGGAGAACAAGAUUGUCCUAAUCUUGAAUUGGAGGAAAUUGGUAAGGAGAUUGCGAAAAGUUGUAAAGGGCUUCCUUUGUCGAUUGUGGUGAUUGGAGGACUUUUAGCAAAGUCGGCACGUACGCGAGAAUAUUGGGAAUACGUUCUAGAAAAUAUAUCCUCGAUUGUGAAUUUAGAGGAUAAUGAGCGUUGCUUGAGAAUACUAAACAUGAGUUAUGACCAUUUGUCGGUUCAUCUGAAGCCAUGUUUUUUGUAUUUGGGAUCGGUUUUUCCAGAGGAUGAUAAAAUUCACGUCUCGUGGCUCAUCAAACUAUGGGUUGCCGAAGGAUUUCUGAAACCGAAAAGUGGGAAAAGCAUGGAGUUAGUUGCGGAAGAGUACUUAAACGACCUUAUUGAGAGAAACCUCAUUUUAGUACACACCCGCGGCUCUACCGGAAAUAUAAAGUUGUGCAACAUCCAUGAUCUCUUGAGGGACUUAUGCUUACGACAAGCUCAAAAAGAGAAUUUUGUUUGUGUCACAAGACUGCAUGGUAUACCACAAAUAGAUACACAUCGUCGAGUUUGUAUUCAUCGAAUGGAUAAUGAGGAAUAUACCCCUCAACUCAUGAGUAAUAGUGCCUUUCAAUCUCCAUCACUUACUCGUUCUUUGAUAAUCGAUUUUAAGGAGGUUUUGCCAUAUCUAAAUACGAAGAUGCUGAGGGUAUUGAAAUCGAACGAUCGAGCUUUGUACUAUGGAGAGACAAGUUCGGUGGAAGCUAUUUUUCGGUUAGUCAACCUACGGUACCUUGCUUUUAGAGUCGAUUGGAUGUCGAUUUCCAACCACCUAUCUUCACUCCACCUUCUCUGGAAUCUACAAACACUAAUCGUGUACGGCGCAUGGAAAACUAAAGCACCACCCGAAAUUUGGAAGAUGCAUCAACUAAGGCAUAUCGAGUUCAUAAUGCUUGAUCUCCCCGAUCCUGAAAUGGACGGACGAGAUCGAAAUGGCAUAACUGUCUUGGAGAACCUACAAACACUCCUCCAAUUAAGGAACUUCAAAUGUGGUGAAGAGGUGGUGAAGAGAAUUCCCAACAUCAAGAAACUGCAAGUAUACUACGAGAAUCUCGAUGAUCUGUCAUGUUAUUGUCUGAACAAUCUUUGUCGUCUCGAAAAACUCGAAUCACUCGGCUGCAUCUUCGCUCCGGAAGAGAAGCCGAUUAAAAUUCGGAGCUAUUUACUACAAAACCUCAACUUCCCAAACUCACUCAAGAAGUUGUCGUUAGAUCGGACUUGUCUUAGUUGGGAAGACAUGUCGGUAAAGAUCGGUUCGUUGCCGCUUCUUCAAGUGCUCAAAUUGUAUACGGAUGCUUUUAAAGGAGACGAGUGGGAAACGGUUGAAGGGCAGUUCUGUAAUUUAAAGUUCUUGCUAAUAGAAGGCUGUGGCGAAUUGAGGUGUUGGAGAACAGAGAGCUCUCAUUUUCCGUGCCUUGAGCAACUCUUUCUUCGAGAUUUGGAUGAGUUGGAGGAGAUUCCUUGGGGUAUCGGAGAAAUACCGACGCUCGAAACUAUUGUUCUGAAAUAUUGCAGCGAUUCUGCUGUUUUUUCGGCUAAGGAAAUAUUGGAUGAACAAGAGGAAUAUGGGAAUGUUGGCCUUCGAGUUAGAGUUCAUUUCUGGGACGAGAGCGAAUUGGAGAGUUUGGCAUGUCCUAACUUUCAAGUUAAUAUUGACUGA
Molecule: messenger RNA, 2673 nt
Organism: Erythranthe guttata (spotted monkey flower)
Lineage: Eukaryota; Viridiplantae; Streptophyta; Magnoliopsida; Lamiales; Phrymaceae
Product: putative late blight resistance protein homolog R1A-3
Biological process (GO): defense response to other organism
Molecular function (GO): ADP binding
Source: RefSeq, a predicted model, not a curated record